Messenger RNA from Anguilla rostrata (American eel), 7100 nucleotides. It is a transcript of the gene ube2z, whose product is annotated as ubiquitin-conjugating enzyme E2Z. Lineage: Eukaryota; Metazoa; Chordata; Actinopteri; Anguilliformes; Anguillidae. The record is from RefSeq and is a predicted model, not a curated record. The transcript has 8 exons. Bases 656 to 1879 code for a protein of 407 amino acids.
CAGGUAGCGAAAGCUUGUUUGUGAACUCAUUUUUCUUUACUAACGUUCCCAUUCCUCUUAUGUCUUGAAUUAUAAUGCCAAGUGUUACGAGGUUUCAUACACGUAUUUUACCUUUGACUUUAACUGUAGCGAGUAUGAUUAAACUGUAAGCACCUAGCUUGCCCGACCGUAUCUGCUAAAUAUUUGCCAGCUUGACACCUUUCAAAAAUGGUUGAGCUGAGGUUUACUGAAGCCACACGCUGUUAUUCGAAAAGUAACCGCUAGAGGGUAGCGCUCUUCUGUAAUAGGAGGAAGUCGUUACAGGGGAAAUAACGCCGUGAUACUCGGAUAGAAAGAGCGCAGUUUGUGUUCGUGUGGAUGUGUGAGAGUUGUGAUCUGAAGAAAUUUGCAGCUAGAGUUGAUUUUAUUCAUUCCACUCUUACUUUAGUUACCAUACGUUUUCUCAUUUAGCUAGCUUGUUAGCUAGACAGCGUGCAGGCUAGUUUUUCACCUCAAUGUAGGUGGCUAACAUUUAACGUUAGCUAAUUUACCUAGCUGGAUAGCAAGCUCUUCCUCGUUCGCUGAUAAAUCCGGAUGACUGGCUCCCGUUGAAGAAUUACACACCACAGCGAUAGCUGGCUAACUAGCUAUCAGAAACGCACAUAGCCGAAACGUUAUGGAUAGCACAGGGCAAGAGUCAAUCGGUGGUACUGGGUUGUCCAGUGGAACGAAUCAGGGCAGCGGAACAGAACAGUUGUUGCCGAGUUUAGGUAAUUCUGUGCAGGAUCACUCGAGCGGGGCUAACCCUGGAUCGCCGUCUCCAGCAGCAGCUGCAGAGACCGGCCUAGCCGUUAUGGCUCCGGGCAUUGCAGAUAUGACCACUUCUUCGGUGGGAAGCGGGUUUGGCACUGCUAUAGGUGUCCUUGGUACGGCAGUAGGCACUGCCAUUUUGGCACCGUCUUCUGCCACCGCGACAGUUUUACCACCGAGCAUCGGUUUGGGGGUCACCGGUACUCCGAACUUGGCCGGGGCAGGUCUCCUGUCCCAUAUUCACUCCACUUUCUGGGAUCCGACUGUAAGCACCGACUGGGACAACGAGAAGCCAUCCCAACAAUGUGUUCUCCGGAUAAAAAGGGAUAUUAUGUCCAUCUACAAGGAGCCCCCUCCUGGCAUGUUUGUAGUUCCUGACCCCCUCGACAUGACAAAGAUCCACGCUUUGAUCACGGGACCCUUUGACACACCUUAUGAGGGCGGAUUCUUUCUCUUCCUCUUCCGCUGCCCCCCGGACUACCCCAUCCACCCGCCCCGCGUCAAGCUCAUAACCACGGGCAACAAUACUGUGCGAUUCAACCCUAACUUCUACCGCAACGGCAAAGUGUGCCUCAGCAUCCUCGGGACCUGGACUGGCCCGGCAUGGAGCCCUGCUCAAAGCAUCUCCUCAGUGCUCAUCUCCAUCCAGUCUCUGAUGACGGAGAACCCCUACCACAACGAGCCUGGCUUUGAGCAGGAGAGGCACCCAGGAGACAGUAAGAACUAUAACGAGUGCAUCCGCCAUGAGACACUGCGUGUGGCCGUGUGCGACAUGCUGGACGGAAAGUGUCCCUGCCCUGAAGCGCUGUGGAGCGUGAUGGAGAAGUCCUUCCUGGAGUACUACGACUUUUACGAGGGGGUCUGUAAGGAGCGCCUGCAUCUUCAGGGACAGACCAUGCAGGACCCGUUUGGGGAGAAGAGGGGCCACUUCGACUACCAGACCCUGCUGUCGCGGCUGCAGGCCACCCAGCAGCGGCUGCGGGAGAAGUGCCGCCUGGAGGACGAGGACGGAGACACGGACUCGGACUCCAGCUCCUCGGGGACGGACCCGGACAGCCAGGGCAGCUCCGGACCCCCGCCCAGACCUUAACUGGCCCCCCCCCCACCUGACCCCCGCCUGUCCGCUUCCUCUCCGGCCUCAGGACUGCAGCUUAAAUGGCGUGGGGUCAGUGAGGGGGGGCAAGCGGGCCCUUGGUCUCCCCUUUUCUGUUCAGGUUUAACAAACUGCGCCUUGUUUUGUCCCCCCCCCCUCCACAAACUACACUAAGUACUGAAAGGGUUAAUGAGGACUGGUGGGUGUGGCUCUGAUAAAUGGGCGUGGCUCUUCAGCUGAACUGUGGGGCCUGUCUUUUUGGCUUUUCUUUCAGCCCACAGAAAACAGGGCAGAGGCAAAAAAAAAUAAAGAAAUGUAAAAACCAAACCCUUGGGUCCCUGUGGAGCCCUCUGUGGGACAUGCAGAAACCAGCAGCGACUGUGUCCCCCUGAGGAGGAGGAGGGAGGGAAUCAGCUGGUUAUGAGCCGCUCUGUUAGGGACUCAGCGCUGGUUAUGAGACGCUCUGUUAGGGAGUCAGCGCUGGUUAUGAGCCGCUCUGUUAGGGAGUCAGUGCUGGUUAUGAGCCGCUCUGUUAGGAGGGAAUCAGCGCUGGUUAUGAGUCGCUCUGUUAAGAGGGAAUCAGCGCUGGUUAUGAGCCGCUCUGUUAGGGAGGAGUCAGCGCUGGUUAUGAGACGCUCUGUUAGGGAGUCAGUGCUGGUUAUGAGCCGCUCUGUUAGGGACUCAGCGCUGGUUAUGAGCCGCUCUGUUAGGGAAUCAGCGCUGGUUAUGAGCGCUCUGUUAGGAGGAAUCAGCGCUGGUUAUGGGACGCUCUGUUAGGGAGUCAGCGUUGGUUAUGAGACGCUCUGUUAGGGAAUCAGCGCUGGUUAUGAGCCGCUCUGUUAGGGAAUCAGCGCUGGUUAUGAGCCGCUCUGUUAGGGAAUCAGCGCUGGUUAUGAGCCGCUCUGUUAGGGAGUCAGCGCUGGUUAUGAGACGCUCUGUUAGGGAAUCAGCGCUGGUUAUGAGUCGCUCUGUUAAGAGGGAAUCAGCGCUGGUUAUGAGUCGCUCUGUUAGGAGGGAAUCAGCGCUGGUUAUGAGACGCUCUGUUAGGGAGUCAGCGCUGGUUAUGAGACGCUCUGUUAGGAGCCAGACGAGCAGCUCAGACCAGUGGGCACGCCCCUGUGACGCCACACAGCUCUGCACUUCUGUUGUUGUCUUUGUGUUGUUUACUUUUUUGAACAAGAAAACCAAAUCCCAUCUUUGAGUCGCAGGAAAGAUUAUGAAUAAAACUGAUUAUACUUUUAUUUGAGAAGGAGCAAGGGAAAUGUAUGUAGUGUGCAUGCUGUCACAAUUCUCUCAAACCUGAAAGCUGUCUUCAUUUUUGAGUAAAAGUAAGUCUUAAAGAUGUCGCGAAGCGUAGAAGGACUUCGUAGACUUGAUUGGUUAGCUUUUAGUGUUUUUGUUACAGAGAAUAUUACUCUCUCCUGCUGACCUCUUGUCAGAAGCCAAUGCCAGCAAAGACAUGGACCUGGAUAUGUACAGUAAAGGUAGCCGCUGUUUGUGAGUUGAUGUUGAUAUUGACAUUUCCUGACAGACAAAAAAAAGGGGCAGCGUUGCUGGCUACCGGAAGUUAAGCAGCCUUUCAGCUACACGUGGAUAAGGCGGCACCCCUGGUUUGAACCCAGCUCUCCUACUGCCCCCCAACAGAAGCCUUUUUGGAUAUUAAAGGGGCAACCAAAAGAAUCAUUUGCAGACCCCAGGGUAGGGGCUGGGACAGUGGGCUCACAUUGGAUUCACAGCCUCUAUGCUUAUCAAUCCGGAUGCAAAGUUAAAGCCAAAGAUGACAGUCUUGGUAGCUGGUGAUGGUGGCGGGGGAGGACAUUUUCUGUAUUCUUUACUCUGCAAUAGCUUGGCACUCUGACCGUGUCCUGUUUGCUGCGGGUGCCAGUUGCUGAUGCGUGUUUGCUAGUGCUCCUUUAGCAUGCGGCGGUUUGAUUUGGGCGUGGCUUUAGAUCGACCGAGAACAGGAUCGUUUUGAUGCCCCUUCCGGGCUCUCUGUUGUCAUUGACAACAGCGCAUGUUGCUAAUGGAGGCUGCGUUGGCAGCCGCGCAUGGCUUUAGCCUCAGCCUGUUUAACGACUCAAACGUGUGGAUUCAGACCUCCUGUAAAAUGCACCGGGGAGAUGUGUGGUUUACCUCUGUCCAAUCGCGCGAAGACGACUCGACUGCAUUCACACACCGGCUGACCACAGCUGUGGGUACGUCUCUUACCCCCCCUGCACUGAAACUCAGCACCGCUCUCAGUCAGUUCCUGGGGCGGUAUGGCCUGAUUGGCCGUCCGUGCUCGUAGCUCAGACUCGCUCUCAGACUCGCAUUCAGACUCCCGCUCAGACUCCCGCUCUCAGACUCCCGCUCUCAGAAUCCCGCUCUGAUGGCAGGCUGGGUUGGGCAGCGCUGGGCUCUGCUGGGUUGGGCAGCGCAGGGCUCUGCUGGGUUGGGGAGCGCAGGGUUUUGCUGGGUUGGACACAAGCCUGGCACAGGAUGUUCUAUGCGUGAUGUGCAAAUGUUUUCUCUCAUGCCUUACUUGCCCCAUUUCUAUCUCUCUCUCUCUUUUUUUGUUUAAAUUGCUUAGCUAUUUGUUCAGCAGAACUGUGCCAAAUACAAAAAACAUUUGGGCGUUUGCAUUUGAAGUGACAUUUUUAGUUUGUUUGACAUUGUCAAAGACUGAAAAAAGUGCAUUGUGUUUUAAAUAUUUAAAUUCUUUCUCAAAAGCAUGGUUUCUCCAUUUAUGUUUGAAAUUGUUAGCAGAUGUUCUUGGAAUACAUUUCAAUUCAAAUUAAUUUCAAAUGCUUCCAUCAGAUGCUUUUGAAAUUCAUAUCAUUUACACAUCUAUGGAUUUAAGGUUAGAUUAAAAAUGAACCUUGGUAACUUAACAUUGUUUUCACACGGUAGUAAUUACAGGUGUUUCUCACUCAUGGUCAUUCUCUUUGAAACAGAUUUUUUUCCCCUCUCUUUUUGAUCAAAAAUUUUGAUCCUAACUUAGCAGUAAUGCAUAAUUUCUGGGAAAAUGGGAAAUUGUAUCAUAUAAGACUGAGUGUAUUCUCAUACAUUCCAGUACUUUCUAAAUGUAUUUUCAAAUGUGUUUCAGAUACUAUACAUUUGAGACCCCAUAUUAAACAGCGAAGGAUGAACUUUAAACAUGCCUGACUGAGGGCAGGGGAGAAAGGAAGCCUGUUCCAGGACCUGUAUUUAUUUUUUUCUUUUGCUCAGAUUCUGAUAUGUGUGCGUGCGUGCGUGCGUGCGUGCGUGCGUGCGUGCGUGCGUGCGUGCGUGAGUGAGUGAGUGAGUGAGUGAGUGAGUGAGUGAGUGAGUGAGUGAGUGAGUGAGUGAGUGAGUGAGUGAGUGAGUGAGUGAGUGAGUGAGUGAGUGAGUGAGUGAGUGAGUGAGUGAGUGAGUGAGUGAGUGAGUGAGUGAGUGAGUGAGUGAGUGAGUGAGUGGGUGAGUGAGUGAGUGGGUGAGUGAGUGAGUGAGUGGGUGGGUGGGUGAGAGCAUGUGUGUUCUCUUAUCCUACGCAGUGUCAGCACCCUAUUGUGGGUUUAAGCCCGUCUCCGUUGGUUCCUUUAGAUCCCUAAAGAUCUCUAAAAUGUGUGCCUUUUGAUUUAUUUUUUGUUUUUCUUUUUUUAAUGGUGUAUGAAUUGACUGUUCUAGGAAAAUUGCACUCUGAUGCACUGGGAAGAAUGGAAGCUUGUCACAGUAGUCAACUUUUAAUCGCAAUGCACUUCGGUUUUCUCUUUUUCACCAGUUCAGAACCUUACUUGGUUUCAGAAAUCCUUCAGGAAAGCGCACGUGAACUGUCUGUUGCAAUGGGAAUAAGCUUAUAAACUACAGUGAUGUGGCGUAUCCAGGCAAGAUGGAAUCAAACUGUUCAGAACGGUCUAAGGGCAUUCAGCUUAUUCUGAAUAUGCUUAAUUGUUAUUAAUAUAUGUCCUUUAUCUUUGCUGUGUUAACAACGAAAAAGAGAUUGACUAUAAAUGUAUCUAAUUUGGGGAAAGUGGUGGUGGUUGCUAUUGUUAUGGCUACAUAUAAAAGUGUGAAUGAAUAUGUUUUUUUGUUUUUUUUCUUUGUUUUGCUUUCUGCGCAUUGAUUAAUGCAAAUUGUCAGCCUCCCAUAGCAAGGAAAGCAGCUGUAUAUUUGAGAUGCCCUGCGUGUAUUUUUAUAUGAUAUUUCCCAUGAGGCAUUGCAGGCAUGGACUUCCUAGCUUCACGUUUUGUCUGGGCAGGCAGCAUCUGUGUGAGAAUCUCAACUUUUUGAGCACAGCCCUCCUGUGAUUGGAUGUGGGAUGCACAGCCUCCCUGUGAUUAGACGUGGGACGCGCAACCUUCCUGUCAUUUGGACGUUGGACGCACAGACUUCCUGUGAUUGGACAGCCUUUGCAGCAGUGGCCUUGCCUGUGGACGCCAUUACAACCAGCCCUUGGCAGUGACCAUGGCGACGUGUCCUCUGCUGCCAAGAUCUGCAUCACCUGGGACAUCUUUCCCCUCAGUUUGGUAAACUGCACUGCGCUGAAUUAUUACACCUCCCCCUGGUGGCUGAGGGCUACACAUCUGGGUUCUUGUUUUUUCAAACUGCAGCAGUAGUUAUGGAAACCCUAGCCCCACCAAAAUAAAUCCCAGUUUGAGACUACUGCUGUUAAGGGUUGGACUUCAAGGGAUUCAGAAUUCAUUUAGAGAUUUGAAGACUAACACAUAAAUGCACAUUAUUUUCGUGUUGGGGAAAUCUUUUGUAUUCAGGUAGCUCAUAGUAAGUGCUGUAAGUGGGUUGCCAGGUAGUAGUGACUUAAGCUACCUUUGUAAUGUAAAAUUCUUUAUUUUUUUGUGGAGGAAAGAAAAAUCUUUAUAAAUUGAUGUUCUGCUAUUUUGGUCUGUUCUUGUGAUCUGAUUAGGCUGAAAGUUUUGGGCUGCAUUCUUCAUUCUUGAUGACCCAGUUCUGCCUUUCAGAUGUGACCUGUCAUUGUAGAUGUAUGUUUUGUGGCUCAUAAAAUAGUUUCAUUGUGGCAGAGGUGAAAUCUGGUGGAGAAAAACAUGACAAAUCAUGACCGAAGAAAAAUGUGCGUAUUUAUGGUGGGAGUGAGAGAACUGUAUGUGGGUAACGGGCCGGUGUCUGUAACAGCGUGCUGAGCUAACCCCACGCCUCUCAGUCUCCCUCACAACUGAGUCUGCUGUCGCUCUUCUUUUUUUCUCAUAAGAAAUAAUGGACUGCAAAUAAAUCUUUUUGUCUUUAA